AUGGCAUUCAAGCCAUCUUCUGCCCCCCAUUCGACUGGCGCGUCGGGCACCUCGUCGCUGCAUUCAGUUGGUGAUCCAGAUUACGACCAUUUCCUGGAGAAGACCAAGCUGUCUCAUUCGUCCAAUGAAGUCCUGACUACGCGCUCGCCUGCCGGCCUUCACAUCAGCCCUACGCCCACCCCUCCCACCAGCGCUCGCCGCGACCGCGGCAACCCCAUCUCCACAUCCUCUUCAAAAUCGAAAGGCCAAGCCUCCACAUCAGCCACCGCCACCAGCCGCGACAACGAAGUUCUCAAGUACAGCGAGUUCCUGCCCAAGCUGGUGCAGGAGCGGCAGCGGCUGGAGACCGAGCUCAAGCUGCUCGCCACCCAGCACCGCGCCAUCAAAAAGCGACGGCGCACCCUGCAGCGGCUGACCAAAGAGCGAGUGCUCAAGAUCCAGCCGCCGCCGCCACCGCAGCAAGCGCCGGUCAGACCCUCCGCGUGGGCGGAGCAUUCCUCGCCGAAGAGCGGCACCAAGCGGCAGGUGAAGAUCAUGGCGCCGCGCGAGACACACGGCGUGUUCGCCAUGCUGGGCCUGAGCACGGCCAGCCUCGGCACCAAGGACCGGGAGCGGGACCGAGAGCGGGAGCGGGCCAACACGACGAUCAGCAGCAGCUCGACCGUCAAGAAGGAGCGGCGCAGCAACACCACCACCAACGUCGUCCACGUCAACACCGGUGAGAUGAUGAACGCGACCUCGUCCACCAUGACCACCACCGCGCAGCAGCAGACCAGCUUCUCCGCGUCGGCCACGCCCACCAAGGUCGCCGGCAGCAUGGCGAGCGGCUUCGCUCGGAACAUGGUGGCCGGCCAGUUCGCAUCGAGCCCCGGUGGCCUCAACCGGGCCUCGGGUCCGCUGGCCACCAAGGCCGGCCACGGCCACCUCCAGGGCUCGCCGCGCCAGGCCCUCACCAACAGCUCGGCCGUGGCCACGUCGGGGCCGGCGGAGGAGGACGACGGCGAGGGCCGGCGCUUCUUCGGCACCAGCAAGUACCGCAAGUACGAGAUGGACGUCAUGAAGGAUGACGGCUUCGCCGACCUAUUCUCCAAAUUCCAGGCCAGCGGGAUCGGGCACGGCGAAGACGACGACGAAGAGAGCGAAGACAAGCGGGCCGCCGCCGCCGAUGCCGGCGUGGCGGCCGCGGCGCAGUCGGACGCGGCUGAGGGCGGCGCUGUCGAGGACCUCAAGGCGACUGCGGCGGCGGCGGCCACCACUGUCGACAGUGGCGCAGACAGCGGCGAAAAGGCGGCGGUCGAGGUGUCCACAGCGGCGAAGGCCUCGAAAGAGGAGGAGAGCGGCGGAGGGGGCAGCAGCGGCGAGGAGAAGGAGAAGGGGGGCGACAGCAGCGACCGAGAGCGGAAGGUCGCCGUCGCCGUCGGCGUCGAGGUCGGCAGCGGCGAGGAGGAGACCGAAGCGGAGGAGCCGGCCAAGCGGGCCGCCAAGCGGGCCUCCAAGCGGGCCAGCUCGCUCCUGGGCUCGUUCAUCGAGAUGAAGCGGGACUACCAGAAGAUGCUGAACGAGUUUGAGGAGAAGCAAAAGGACAACUCCAUCGACGCCAACGAUAAGAUCGCCGAGCUGCAGGCGAUUCUGAAGCAGCUGCGGAGGGAGCAGGCCGCGCUCCGGGCGCGGGUGCAGACUUCGCAGGACGACGCGCAACUGCUGGAGUCGUUCAGCGUGGGCGUGUCCCUGUUCGACAAGAAGAAGGAGGACGAGGCCUCGUCCAAGUUCGGCGAGACCAGGAACCGCCGCAAGUCCCGGGAGAACGCCGCCGACAAGAAGAAGAAGGAGAAGAAGGAAAGCGAAGACGAAGCCGACGACGACAACGAGAACGACAACGACGAAAAGAAGCAAAAGAAAAAGAAGAAAAAGAAGAAGGAAAAGGCGAACGACGGCGAUGGCGGCGAUGAAGUCGACGCGGCCGUGCGGGCCAAGCAGGCCAACGCGCUGGCCGAGUACGGCGCCGACAGCGCGGCCUUCGCGACCACCGUGCGGAGCAGCGCAGUGGCCGAGUACGGCGCCGCCGCCUCGACCACCACCAGCGAGUCGUCCCUGGGCUUCACCGUGGUCGCCGCGGCCUGCGGCGGCAGCAGCGCGACGGCCGAGUACGGCGCCGCCGGAGCGACCAGCACGGCCGAGUACGGCGGCAGCGCGGUGGCCGAAUACGGCGCGGCCGCCGCAGGCGACGACGGCGACAGCAACAACGGCGACGAGUGGGACGAGAAUAAGAAGAAGGGCAAGGACAAGCGAAGGAAGCGCGUCGGCAGCCGCAACAAGAGCAAUAAGAGCAGUGGCGGCGGCGCCGGCGAGGGCGCCGGUAAGGAGGACGCCAACAACGAGGAGGACUCCAACGGCGCCAGCGCCAGCAGCAGCACGACGGCGAGCACCGAGGCCGCCAAGGCCCGCAAGAGGAAGAAGAAGCGCCUGGCCAAGCGCGCCUCGGUGUACGUCAUCACCAUCGCCACCAUCGCCUCUCGGCCCCGACGUCGCGUCGACUUACGGGAGAUUCUGCUAAAGGCGUACCACGAGAUCGCCUACGAGGAGCUCCAGUUUGACCCGAAGCCGCUCGGCAACGGUGCCUUUGGCGUCGUCUACAAGGCCCUCUGGCGAGGGACGCCGGUGGCGGUGAAGAAGCUGAUGGUGAUGCAGUUCACCGAUGCCGAAGUGUACAACUUCAAGCGGGAGGCCUCCAUCAUGGAGAAGUACAGCAACCACCCGUGCAUCGUGAAAUUUUGUGGCAUCUCCACCAAGUUCCCCCAUUAUUUUACGGAGUACAUGGAGCGAGGCUGCGUACGGGACGCGCUCGCAGAUAACCCCGAUUUGCCGUGGAAGACGAUCGUGGGGAUGGCCUUGGACGCGGCCGCCGGCAUUCUCCACCUCCACGCCGAACACAUCAUCCACAGGGACCUGGCGCUGCGGAACAUGCUGGUCGGGCGGGACUGGCGGGUGCGGAUGGCCGACUUUGGGCUGGCGCGGAUGAUGCCCAAGGACACCUACGCCAAGACGCGGGGCAACAUCGGCGCCGUCCGGUGGCUCGCGCCCGAGGUCAUCUCCAAAUCAGUGUACAGCGAAAAGAGCGACUCCUACGCCUUUGGCAUCGUGAUGUGGGAGCUGUUGACGCGCGGCGAGGAGCCGUUUGCGGACAUGACGAACGUGAUGGAGGUGGCGCUGGGGAUCAUCAACGAAGGCCUCAGGCCGACGGUGCCGCGGGAGACGCCGGCCGAGUACGCGCAGCUCAUGUCCGACUGCUGGGCCAAGAACGCCGACGACCGGCCCGACUUUGUUCAGAUCCACCGACGCCUCAAGGCCUACCACGCCACCCUCCCCUAA
Acanthamoeba castellanii str. Neff is the source of this 3369-nucleotide messenger RNA. Its product is annotated as protein kinase domain containing protein. Gene Ontology annotation, cellular component: signaling receptor complex. The record is from RefSeq and is a predicted model, not a curated record. Gene Ontology annotation, biological process: cell surface receptor protein tyrosine kinase signaling pathway; positive regulation of kinase activity; multicellular organism development. NCBI's taxonomy places the organism in Eukaryota, Discosea, Longamoebia, Acanthamoebidae. The transcript is spliced from 13 exons. The coding region runs from base 1 to 3369 and encodes 1122 amino acids. Gene Ontology annotation, molecular function: transmembrane receptor protein tyrosine kinase activity; ATP binding.